UUAUGUUGGUUGAAGAUUCGUGAGGCUGACAUAUCUCGUUUUUCAUUCGCUGUUGAAAUUACGGAAGAAUUCUAUGGCAGAGUGAAGGGGCAGGAUGCUGCAUUUCAGCCUGCUAAGCUUGUGUGGCUUAUCCAACGGGAUUUCCUACAAGGGAAAUCCGUUCAAGAAAUGGUGAAUGAAGCUCUCAAACGGGUCCCCAAUUAUGAUGGUUAGUUUUAGUUAGAUUUCAUAAACCAGAUUAGGGAUUCCCUUGCAAUUAUGGGUGAUAAUAGUACAGCCUUUAGCUUACCACACCCUCAUCUUCAAAGAACAAAACUUUGUGAUAUGAAUGAUAGUGAGCUUGAACUGAAAUAUGUCGAACGAAGGGAGCAAUCGAAAGAACUUGUUGCUACUGUUAUACGUCCAAAGAUUGUGCAAAGAAAAACUCUUAGCGGAAAGGAGGUUGCUUCCUUUCUGGAGCAGAUUCUUGAAGCCUUGCACAAAGGGGAAAUUCCAUCUACAGAUUCUAUUGUCGAGGUCUUCAAUAAGGUAAUUCUGGAAUGGUGCAUGAAGUUGUACAAUCAAAGAAGGGAUAAGCUGCAUUUACCAGUACCAGAGAGACUGGAGCAGGCUCAUGAUGAAGUGAAAAUUGAAGCAAGAAAACUAUUCGAUCAACAACAUUUUGGUCGCCAUCAUGCUAAACAGUCUAUCAUCAGACUUUAUCAAAUUUAGAGUUUGAGAGUGUGAAGGAGCGAGGAACCAUGUAAACUUAUGGGCUAAAGAAGUACAAGCUUUGUAAUUAGCAUAUUGUUGGA
Asparagus officinalis (garden asparagus) is the source of this 794-nucleotide messenger RNA. RefSeq lists its product as uncharacterized. The record is from RefSeq and is a predicted model, not a curated record. Gene Ontology annotation, molecular function: GTP binding; GTPase activity. Lineage: Eukaryota; Viridiplantae; Streptophyta; Magnoliopsida; Asparagales; Asparagaceae. The annotation marks the transcript as partial. The transcript is spliced from 7 exons.